AUCCGGUUGGCAACACUGCUCGCAUCUCUCAUGUCAAAAAAUUUGAAUAUGGAACUCGCGCGCCCGAAUUAUCAUCCUAAAGAAAACUAUCUGUUUUAUUUUUGUCUGAGAAUAUUAUGUGGUAUAAUAUUAUUCUUUUGUAUUGUGCAAAUUGUAUCAUGUCCUAGGCAAUUAAUUCCUUGAAGUAAGGUUGUGAGCCUGCAGGAAAUAUUCUCGGAUAUGAAAAGAUGACUGUCGUCAAACAAAAGAGUUUUCAAGCAUUUUCAAUAACUGUCUAAUUUAGAGAAUUGAGAAACAUUUUCCAAAACUGAAUUGGAUAUUUAACUAUUAAUAAAAUGGUGCUCAGCAGGUAUUCAGUCCCAAAAUCAGAUUCAUCAGAAAUGUCAUCUAGCUCACAACAGGACAUCAUCAAAAAUGUAAUUGAAUUUUUGCAAUGUUUCAUCUGCAAAAAUAAGGUAUAUGAAACAAACAUAUGCCCACAUUGCUCUCAGCUUUUUUGUUGCUCGUGCAUCAAGAGCUGGAUCCUCACCAAAGGAAGUCGUUGUCCCCAAUGUAACACUCAACUCAACAUCCCACAACUUGUAGUUUGUCUGUGGGCUGACGAUAUGAUUAAAUAUCUGGAAGAAUUUCGACCAGAAGUUUGUUCAACUCAUUCAGAAGACAUGUCAAUUUACUGUGUUACUUGUAUAGGAGGAGUUUGUUAUCGAUGUGUUUUGUGGAAUGGCACCCACUCGGGUCACACAAUCAGACCAUUGAAGAAACUGUAUGAGAGCAAACUGAAACAUUUAGAAGAUGAAGUAGCUUCACUUGAAAAGCUAAGGGAUGUAACUGAUUUCCUUGCAGAGGAAACGGUUCAAAUUGAGUACAUUAAUAAUGUGAUGAAAAAUUCUGCUGAAUCUAGACUGAUCUCUAAAAGUACUGAACUAGAGAUCAUGAUAUCAGAACUCAAAAAAACAGUAUCAACUAGGAUUCCCGUACCAGAACCAGCAAACUCCCUUUCUGUAAAACCUUCAAAUUAGGGUGAUUCUCAUACCUAUGGUAUGCAUCCCCUUUCUCAAUUGCGACAAAAAGGAGAUCCUGUUUAUUCUAACUUAUUCUGUUCCAAUGGGUUAUGUUUGAGGAUGAUAGUUUAUCCAGAUGGUGUUGCGGACGUAGGAGGAAACUAUCUCUCAGUGUUCUUGGAGCUUUGCGCUAGGUACCGUGAAGCAUCCGAUUAUAGAUACAGUAUUAUUAUGAGAAACCAAGCCAGGAGGGACUCUUCAGAAAAUUGUGUCAGACGGUAUGUUUCCCAGUUUCAAGUAGGUGAAUCUAAAGGUGAUAGAAGAUUCUUCCGUCUUGUUCUCUUGGCUAGAGGAGGUUACUUUGACCAAAUUCUAGACACACUGGAACUGGCAUUCCAAAUUCCUAAUUUCUACCAAGUACGUUACAAUAAACAGUGGUGUAUAAUCCAGCUUGAUUGUAACCAAGCUGAAAGUUCAAAAAGUACUGGAAAUGUACCAUUAAAGGACCAGUAACUUAGUUCUGUCUGUUGACAUUCAGAGUCAAUGUCGUCUGUUGAGAAAUGGGAUCAUAUAAAUUCAUGUUACCUGUUCAGUUUGUUAAUUUAUUACUUUUCAUGUUUCAUAUUAAAUGAUGUAAGUAUGCAAAUUAUUGAAGAUUUCAAAAUAAAUAUCGAGUUCCAAA
Messenger RNA from Leptinotarsa decemlineata (Colorado potato beetle), 1683 nucleotides. RefSeq lists its product as uncharacterized. NCBI's taxonomy places the organism in Eukaryota, Metazoa, Arthropoda, Insecta, Coleoptera, Chrysomelidae. The record is from RefSeq and is a predicted model, not a curated record.